This is a messenger RNA of Periophthalmus magnuspinnatus, 5708 nucleotides long. RefSeq names its product rho GTPase-activating protein 6-like. NCBI's taxonomy places the organism in Eukaryota, Metazoa, Chordata, Actinopteri, Gobiiformes, Gobiidae. The record is from RefSeq and is a predicted model, not a curated record. The coding region runs from base 256 to 3000 and encodes 914 amino acids. The transcript has 13 exons. Gene Ontology annotation, biological process: signal transduction.
GGAGCCGAGCGCGCACUUUGGCACGCGCUUUGGCGCGCGCUUUAAGGAGAUAGAGACAGAAGGACAAGAGGAGACACAGAGGGACAGGAGGAGACACAGAGGGACAGGAGGAGACGCAGAGGGACAGGAGGAGACGCAGAGGGACAGGAGGAGACGCAGAGGGACAGGAGGAGACACAGAGGGACAGGAGGAGACGCAGAGGGACAGGAGGAGACACAGAGGGACAGGAGGAGACACAGAGGGACAGGAGGAGACAUGUCGGCCGCGCACGGGCUCCUUAACAGCGUGUUCUCUUGCUCUUCACCUGCGUCCAAAGCCAUCGCCAAACGGAGACUGCGCCAGACGCGCAGUUUAGAUCCCGCGAUAAUCCGCCACUGCGGGACAGACGCCUCUGGGACAUGUCCCGGCGCGGACACAGGUGCGCCUCUGUCCAGACCCUCUUCACGCAGCAGGACCCUGAAGGAGCCCAUGUCUCCGUCCCUGUCCACGCCCUCGAUUCCUCUGGAUAUUUCUCCUUCGUCCAAUUUCCACUUUGACUUUGACUCAGUGACGCGCGUCAAGCGCAGCACCGCGGGGGACCUGCCGUAUCUGGUGAGGGGCCCCGGGGCCGCGCCCUCCCCCAGCCCCGGGACACUCUUCUCUCCGCGGAGGUGGCUCCAGAAGAGACCGGCCCCGUCCUGCUCCCACGCGUUCGUGGUUUGGAAAUCUGAGGGCGACUUCACGUGGAGCAGCCUGUCGGGCCGGAGCGUUCGCCUGGCGCCCGUCUGCAUCCAGAGCCUCUCCGAGCUGGAACGAACCCGACUCCAGGAAGUAGCGUACACGCGUCUGCACCAAGACUACGACCUGGGCUGCCAAAUCACGAUGCCAAAAGACGGACAGAAGAGGAAGAAGUCUCUGAGGAGGAAACUGGACUCUCUCGCCAAAGAAAAGAGCCGAGAUAAAGAGUGCAACCCCCAGGCGUUCAGUAUCCCACUGUCCCAGGUCAUCGCCAACGACCGGACGCACAGACAGAGACAGGACGGGUCACGGCCAAACCACUCCCCCCGAGAGGACCACAAGGACUCCUCCGACCUCGUCUCCUCCAUCAUACAGUUUGCCACUAAACGUCCGUCCAACAAGGAGCUGUCGUCCAGCAACUCUUCCCUGAGCUCCACGUCCGAAACCGCCAACGAGUCGACGUCGCCCAACACCCCCGAGGCCGCGCCCAAAGCUCGCCGAAGGGGCGGCAUGUCGGUCGACUCCAUCACCGACUUGGACGACAACCAAUCCCGACUUUUGGAAGCGCUGCAACUGUCGCUUCCCGCCGAAACGCAGAACAAGAAGGAGAAACAGCGAGACAAACGGCUGAGUCUGAACCCCAUCUACAGACAGGUGCCGCGGGUGGUGGACAGCUGCUGCCAGCACUUAGAGAAAUAUGGUAAGAAUCCGCAAUGCGCCGGCGACGGGGCGAUCUGCGCGAGCCUUUGUUACUACGGCAACAGGUGCUGGAGGCGCCCGCUGCUCUUUGAGUGUGACGACGGUGAAUGUGUGAUGUGUUGUGCCCACGCAGGGCUGCAGACCGUCGGGAUCUUCAGGGUGGGCAGCUCCAAGAAACGAGUACGGCAGCUACGCGAGGAGUUCGAUCGCGGCGUCGACGUGCAGCUCGACGAAGACCACAGUGUCCACGACGUCGCGGCUCUUCUGAAGGAGUUUUUGAGGGACCUGCCUGAUCCGUUACUGACAAAAGAACUUUACACGGCGUUUAUUAGCACCACAUUAUUGGAGCCAGAUGAGCAGCAGAACGUGACCCAGCUCCUGAUCUACCUUCUCCCAGCAUGCAACAGUGACACGCUGCAUCGUCUGCUGGAGUUCCUGUUCACGGUGGCUGACCACGCCCACGACCAGCAGGGCAAAGACGGACAGGAGGUCACAGGAAACAAGAUGACGUCGCUGAACCUCGCCACCAUCUUUGGCCCCAACCUCCUGCACAAACUGAAGAACUCGGACAAAGAGUUCAGCGUGCAGAGCUCCGCCCGCGCCGAGGAGAGCGCCGCCGUCAUCGCCGUUUUGGAGAAGAUGAUCGCCAGCUACCAGAGCCUGUUCAUGGUUCCUCCUGAUCUGCAGAAUGAAGUGUUGAUGAGUUUGUUGGAGACAGAUCCAGACGUGGUGGACUAUCUUCUGCGGAGGAAAGCGUCGCAAAGUUCAGACUUACACCAGCCGGAAGAACCUUUCACCCUGAGCGAGCGCCGAUCGUCCAGCGACUCCAACAAAGCGUCGAGCGGCGAGGUGUCUCCGUACGACAACAACUCCCCCGUCCUGAGCGAGCGCCGGGAGGGAGGCAGCCCCGGGAACGAGGCCCUGUUCAGGAUCCCAGAGCAGCUGCCGGGACAAGGACACAACUGGAACAAGGAGAAAGAGACGAUAUCGGAGGAGCACGCAAACAUCUGGGGAACGUGGCACUCGACACUGAAGCCAGCGCUAAAAGAGCAGUCGUACACAGGUUCCCAUGGCAACGUGUCCGAGGGCAGUUCCCGCAGCUCGCAGGAGGGACUCGACGGGCUCCACGGCGACGGCAGACAGCACCCGCCCUCCCCCGCCGCCCCCACCACCGCCCCCAGACCCCACCUGCCCGUGUCCAGAGUGUGCGGAGGAGGAGCGGGCCGACCGCGCCUGUCCGCCAACGCCAACAGCCAAGUGGGACGCGGCCCGGCGAGUCCGCAACAGGCCGGCGGGCACCCGGGCACGAACCCCGCCUCCAGACUGCAAAGAGGUGUGCACGUGAACGACGGGGAAUCGCCCCCGCCCUACAAUGCUCACCAUCGAUUGGCUAGUUCUGUGAGCUCGCCGCAGUUAGCCACGCCCCCGAGACCGCCCCCGUCUCCUCUGCAGAAUAACUCGAGCGCGGACGGCCAACUGGCGCCGCAAAGCCCGGAGUGGCAGGACUGGCAGAGGGACCGGUGGCAAAUCUGGCAACUUUUAUCCUCAGAGAACGCGGACACACUCCCCGAGACGUUAGUGUGAGAUCCAGAACAUUCCGAUGGAGCGUCACAGUUUGGACUCGCCCGUCGCUUCUCGUGGCGCCGUGUUUGUUCGUCGUCGGUGCCAUGUUUGUUUUCGGUGCCAUGUUUGUUGUUUACUCGUGCAGCUGCUGCCUUGAUGAACUCUGACAUCACGAGAGCCACUCCACAUCCACGUAGAAAAAUGGAUGUGAAAACAUUUUUUGUUUUUUGUUAUUUUUGUUCCGAUCAUGUUUGGGAGACGAGAGCUUCGAGCGAACGCCCACCUCAAAUACCUCAACAGACACUCGACGCUCUCUCUGCCGCGUCAACGCCACCUUUUUUUAAACAACACAACAAUCAAACAACAUUAUGACCACUUUUACACCGCCUGCGAAUACGUAAAGACACAUUACGUCACUUUUCUGGUCUUUUUCUCCAUAAUAUGUUGUUUUUUUCUUUGUAAUUCUCCACAGUAUUUACAGAAUUGCAAUGUUUUUAUGAGUAAAUUGCAAUGUUUUUAUGAGUAAAAUCACGCCGAGAGAGGUACUUAACAUCAUACUGUGGAAUAUUCAAGGAAACGUCAUAAAAUCUCCAUGGAGACGCCACCAGAAAAGUUACCUGGAGAUGUGGAGAUGCUCUAAGUCACAUUUCAGCUUUGACAAAAUGGGUUCUCGCUCAUUUUUGUUUGUGUAGGUUUGAGCUGUGUGUGGGUGGUCAUAAUGUUAUGGCUGAUGUGGAUAUGGACAUAGUGUUUGCUGCUACUGUACAGUGUACGCACGUAUUCAGUAAUGUCCAAAGUACUGACUUUUGAGACUUAUAUGAACAGUAUAUAUAUGUGUAAAUAGUAAAUACAAGUCUCCGUUUUGCCUAAACACGAGCCCUUUACGAUGUGUCUGUGAAUGUAAAACCACAAACUGCUCCACUUUAAUGCACUAGCGCCAUGGUUCUCAAACGGCUCUUCUGGCGGCCCACUUUACCCAAUGGGCCACCUCUGGUCACGCCUCUGGUCACCUUUUUGACCCGACGCGCUUAUAAACAAGAUACGGGUUUGUAUAAAUAAUCCAACAUUAACAUUUUUGUAUAUAAUUUUAUUUUUUUGCACAUUUAAGUCGCUCUCGUGCCGUUUGACGUCUCCAUUGCGAGUGUGUUUAGACCAGGGGUGUCCAAACUACGGCCCCGGGGCCAAACGCGGCCCUCGGAUAAAUUAUUUUUGGCCCUCGUGCCUCCUCCUAAACCGGCCCAAUUGAUCAGGAAGUAUUUUUUACUACAAAUUAAAGAGUUUCUACCUCUAUAACCUGAGAAACGUCGCAUUGUAUUGUGACGCAGACCUAAAAAUAAUCUUCCAAGUCGUGCUAAAGCUAAAAUGUCGCCGUCAAACUUGUGUUAAAUGCACCGUUUGACUCCCUCCGCUUCAAAUAUGUUUCUGUAUGCGGCUGAAAAAAAGCUCUACACGAUCCUGGGGUUUUUAUUUCACUUUUGUGUCUGUAAAUCAAGAUCUGAACAUUAAAAACAGACAAAUCAGGUCCUUCUUUCCCCGAGGUCGCUCCUGUUAGCGUUAGCAACAGGUUUGAUUGACAGCGUUGCUAAGCAGAGCGUGACAUCACACUUCUUUUAACAGUCUAUGCUCCUCGGUUUGGCGUUUUCUGACCUCUCCCGUCUCCUCGUUUCACGUUUAUCUUUCCGUUUAAACACGUUUUUCCUUCAGUAGAACCUUUUAUCCUCCGUAAACUCUCCCGCGAAACCUCGUCCACCUUUGCGUCGUGACCCUGACGUUGAGAACCACAGCACUGGGCCGUCCUUUCGCUUCGCUCCUCCUGCCUUUGCCAAAGCCGUGCCAAAGCCUCCUUGUAUUUUUUUUAGAAUAUUUAUCGUUUUUAUGUCAGAUUUAAGCUCGUCACAUUUCACUGUGUCAAAAUCAUAUUGGAAUAACAGUCAGGAUUAAGUUCAUUUGUAAAAGUGAAGAUUUUAAACUAAAAACAUCUAAAUAAAUGUGAAAAUCAGACCAGACUGACCUGAAAUGUGGACGUUUGGCGUCAUCUGGUGGAAGUUUGUCGCAACAACACGAAUGAACUUUAUGAUUAAACCACUAUUUUGUACAAAAGUAUUGAUAUUUACCAACAGAACAGAGCUGGUAGGUGGCAGAGUCGUUUGCCUGCUUGCCUCUGAGUGAAAAGGUUGCAGGUUCAAUCCUCAAAACCUCCUGACUGAUUAUAUUUUAUGAUUUUGUUCCUUUUUAUUACCGUUCCACCAGCUCAUAACUGCUCCAUCUUUACUAAAAAUAUAAAAUCUCACUCCACACUCAUUCUUUUACUUCCAGAUACAAAGAUUUUGGUCUAUUUUCUACAUUUUGUGGGUAUUUGCUGGCGAAUAGUUCACACACGUAAUGAAAUCUUCGCUCAUUUUCGUUCUUUUCGUGUAAAUAGUCACGUCAAAAACCCCCGUGGCGCCUUUUGCUGUUGAAUUUGUGCGUUGCAAUUCCUCCUUUUUGUACCUUGUAAAACUUUGUAAGCUUUGUGGAUAUAAGCACCUUUUGUAAAACGUGUCAAACCUGUGUGGAAAAACGAACCAGAACGCGCCGUAGAGCGACCUCCAUCGUGAACGUGGUACUCGUAUUAUUACUAAUCUGUUUGUAUUCAAAAGGCUCCGAGUCGUGGUAUUUCUGGUCUGGUAUUGCUUUUGUACUGUGUUCUCCUCAAUAUCCCGAGAUGAUGGAAUAAAACAUGAGCAACU